UGAAAGUAAAAGACGCGCUGAACCAGAGGGUGCGGUUCCCGUCUGAUCUGAAGGCUGUUUUUCACUCCAAUAUUUCCAGUCUCUCCAGCUCCGAUCAUCCAGGCGGUGGAGGAACACACACACACACACACACACGGGACUCACUGCUGUGGAUCAACACACCGACAUCGAACACAAUCUGAGUUCACAACUUUGGACCGGAACAACUGAGCUCCGACAUGGACCCGAGACUGAGGAGAGGAGCCUCGCCCACAGGUGACGCCUCUGCUGAGACUCGGGGCAGAGAGGAGGGAGACCCCCCCUCUAAAGGACCUGGGACCAAAGCUCAGAGAUCUGCGCUGCAGCCAGAACCAGCUGGACCUGGACCUGCACCUGGACCUGGACCUGGACCUGGACCUGGACCCAGCUGUGUGUCUCUGAAGAGUGAUGGCUCCAUGUGGAGACAGAUUGACUUCAGAGGAGGAGCGGAGUCUUCAGGUCCGAGGAUCCAUCAGGAACCAGAAGAGUCUGGACUCUGCUGUGACUCUCUGAAGAGUCAUGUCUCCAAGCAUCUCGGGAUUGACUUCAAAGCUGAAGAGUCUCCGGAGGAGAGAGAGGACCAUCAGAGCUCAGAGCUUCUCAGUGGUCAGCAACAUCCAGACUCUGCACGGCAGCGGCUGGAGGAGAAGUUCCUCAGCUAUGUGAGCAGAGUCUGGAGGCUUCUGGGUCCAGAUGAGCCAGAACCUCCAGAGACUGAGGAAGAGGAGCAGUGGAGGAGCAUCAGGGAAGAAUUCCUGAAGAUCACAGUUCACCUCCUGAGGAACAUGGAGGAGGAGGAUCUGGCCCAGCGUCUGUGGAUCAGAAGUGCUGCUGGAGCGUGUGCAGGGCGACUGAAGAGGAGCCUGCAGAAGAAGUUCCACAGUGUGUCUGAGGGGGUCGCUAGAGCAGGAAACUCUGCCCCUCUGAAUCAGAUCUACACAGAGCUCUACAUCACUGAGGGGGGCACAGAGCAGGUCAACCAGGAGCACGAGGUCCGACAGAUCGAAGCAGCAACCAGGCAGCAGACCAGACCAGGAACUACCAUCAGACCAGAAGACCUCUUUAAAGCCUCAGCUGACACAGAGCCACCAAUCAGGAGCCUGCUGACGAAGGGCGUGGCUGGCAUUGGGAAGACCCUCCUGACACAGAAGCUGACUCUGGACUGGGCUGAAGACAAAGCCCACCACAACUUCCAGCUGGUGUUUCCUUUCACCUUCAGAGAGCUGAACCUGCUGAAAGAGAAGCAGUUGAGUUUGGUGGAACUUGUUCAUCGCUUCUUUCCUGAAACCAAAGACUCAGGACUCAGCAGCUUUGAAGGAGUCCAGGUUCUGUUCAUCUUGGACGGUCUGGACGAGUGUCGACUCCCUCUGGACUUCAACAGUGGGGUCCUGACAGCAGCUACAGAGUCCACCUCAGUAGACGUCCUGCUGACCAGCCUCAUCAGGGGGAAGCUGCUUCCCUCAGCUCAGCUCUGGAUCACCACACGACCUGCAGCAGCCAAUCAGAUCCCUCCUGAGUGUGUGGACAUGGUGACCGAGGUCAGAGGGUUCACUGACCUCCAGAAGGAGGAGUACUUCAGGAAGAGGUUCAGAGAUGAGGAGCAGACCACCGUCAUGUCUCACAUCAGGAGCUCACGAAGCCUCUACAUCAUGUGUCACAUCCCCAUCUUCUGCUGGAUCACUGCCACAGUUCUGGAGGACAUGUUGAAGAGCAGAGAGACCGGAGAGCUGCCCAAGACCCUGACUGAGAUGUACAUCCACUUCCUGGUGGUUCAGGCCAAAGUCAAGAAGCUCAAGUACCAUGGAGGAGCUGGGACAGACCCAGUUUGGGAUCCUGAGAGCAGGAAGAUGAUGGAGUCUCUGGGAAAACUGGCUUUUGAGCAGCUGCAGAGAGGAAACUUGAUCUUCUAUGAAUCAGACCUCACAGAGUGUGGCAUCGACAUCACAGCUGCUGCACUUUACUCAGGAGUCUUCACACAGAUCUUCAGAGAGGAGAGAGGACUGUACCAGGAGAAGGUCUUCUGCUUCAUCCACCUGAGUCUCCAGGAGUUUCUGGCUGCUCUUCAUGCCCACCUGAAGUUCUUCAACUCGGGAGUCAACCUGCUCGACUCACAGCAAACAUCCAAACUGGCAAAAGCCUUUGGACUUCACAUCAAACCGUUCUACCAGAGAGCAAUUAAUGAAGCUGUAGAAAGUCCAAAUGGACAUCUGGACCUGUUCCUGCGCUUCCUUCUGGGUCUUUCUCUGCAGACCAGCCAGAGGCUCCUUCCAGGUUUGUUGACACAGACAGGAAGUAGCUCCUGGACCCAUCAGGACACAGCAGAGCUCAUCAAGGAGAAGAUAAGGGAGAGAGUGUCUCCAGAGAGAAUCAUCAAUCUGUUCCACUGUCUGAGUGAAGUGAAGGACACUUCUCUAGUGGAGCAGGUCCAGCAGCAUCUGAGAUCAGGAGCUCUCUUCUCUCGUAAACUGUCUCCUGCUCAGUGGUCCACCCUGGCCUUCAUCUUACUGUCCUCAGAGGAAGAUCUGGACGUGUUUGACCUGAAGAAAUUCUUUGCUCCAGACUAUAGUCUGAUCAGCGAUGGCCCGUAUUACACUCUUUCAGAGGAGGUUCUUGAGAGGCUGCUGCCUGUGGUCCAAGCUUCAAAGAAAGUUCUACUGACCUGGUGUUUCCUGUCAGAGAGAAGUGGUUCCCUUCUGUCCUCAGUCCUCAGCUCUCCGUCCUCUAGUCUGACACAACUGCACCUGAGCUACAACAGGGACCUGAAGGAUGCAGGAGUGGAGCUGCUGUCUGCUGGACUGAAGAGUCCACACUGUCACCUGGAGACUCUCAGCCUGAGCGACUGUGGACUGUCAGAGAGAAGUGGUUCCCUUCUGUCCUCAGUCCUCAGCUCUCCGUCCUCUAGUCUGACACAACUGCACCUGAGCGACAACAUGGACCUGAAGGAUGCAGGAGUGGAGCUGCUGUCUGCUGGACUGAAGAGUCCACACUGUCACCUGGAGACUCUCAGUCUGAGAGGGUGUAGGAUCUCAGAGAGAGGCUGUGCUUCUCUGGCCUCAGCUCUGACCUCUAACCCCUCCCACCUAAGAGAGCUGGACCUGAGCUCCAACCAUCCAGGAGGACCAGGACUGGAGCUGCUGUCUGCUGGACUGAGGAGUCCAGACUGGAGGCUGGAGACUCUCAGGCUGUACGACUGUGGACCAGAGAGGUUAAAGUUCUGACCAGAAGAAGUGUGAGUGAGUGAUUGAUCCCUGAGAACUGCUGGACUCACAAGUCUCUGGCAGAGCAGCAGACCUUCUUCUCUUUCAUUUCACCCCCAUUUUGGCUUCUCUCCACUGGCUGCUGUGACUUUUACAAUUGAUUUGAAAGUUCUUCUGUUUGUUUUAAAAGCUUGAAAUGGUCUUGUCCCUCAGCACCUAGUGGAGCUUUUAACCCCUGAGAUCCUUGAGGUCAGCUGAGCAGCUGCUCCUGGAGGUACCUAAAACUGAGCCUAAGAUGAGAGGAGACCAGGCUCUCUCAGUCUGUGGAAUGUCCUCCCUCCCCAUGUGAGACAGGCACCAUCGCUGUCCACUGUUAAAACACUCCUUACAAGGCACUUUUACUGCACGCUCUAUCCUGAUUUUACAGUUGCACAGCACUUCUUGUGUUGUUUUUGAAGUGCUGUAUUAAUAAAUAUGGUAUUGGUCAAGACUGACUCCGAGUCUCAGCAGCCGCUGCCGUCAUCAUGGAGAGUUUCCUGCUCAUCUGAGGCAGAGUCUCAGUGGAGAGCAGCACAGAGGAAGACUCCUCAACAGCAGUCAGAGAAGAAGCCUCCACCCUCACAGAAGCUCUUCAUCUGUGGAAACACUUCUGUCUUCAACGCCCCAAACAGCUCAGAUGUCCAGCUUUUGCUCUUGUUUUCCAUGACUCCUUCAUGCCACUUCUUCUCUGAAGCCUUCAGUCGUGUCCAUGACUUGAACCCUGAUAUCAGCCCUUUGAUGUGGACACGUGAGGAGCCCGUGUUCUGGACACAUGGAUGAUGAAUCAUCCAAAAUGCCCCACACCAGUGAGGAGGAGAUCGUGGUGUGAAACUCAGGAGUGUAGGUCACGUGACACUGUGGGCUCCUCAGCGAGUCUCUGUAACUGCGGAUGCUGCUGUGAACGGUUGACUGGAGUGAAACAUGUGCUGCCAUCAUGAGUCUCCUGGCGCUGCUGCGUCUGGGUCCGUGUUUCUCUCACAGUGGAGACGCAGCAGGUUCUAAAUCAGCUGAGCGGACGACCGUCUGGAGCCUCGUGGGACAGAUACACGGGUGGAUCCUGUUGAGGCUUUCCUGUGUCAAAAGUACCAUUCAAACCAGGAUCAUGAACUGAAGUCGUCCACACUCCAGCGGCCAGGUGCCUUGCUUUGGUCUGGCUUUCAUGCAGCGCGGCGCUGCGGCCCAGGCUGUGGUUUCUCUUUGGCUCUCACAGGCACAUGCUGUUUUAGGAAGACGUCUUCCUGUUUUAAUGUCACUGCUGUUGUUUGAGACGCGGAGCGGAACCCAAUAGCAGUAAUGCAGGAGUCACUGGAGUCAGACAGCGGGUCAAAAUACAGCCAUUUCAGAAAUAAAACAGAAGCGUCACAGAUGGAGGGAAAGCACUGGGACAGAAAGGCAAAGAGGGCAGGGAGCGUCAACACGAUGCAGACAGAUGUUCCAUACGGAGGGUCGGUUCACUCAAGGCUGUCGGUCCUCAGAGGACAUGAGACGUCUCCUCCACUGCUGCAGAGGCUGCGAGCUCAUGGGAGCUGUGCAUUUGUGAUGCAACAUGAACGUUGUUGGAACUGCUCCUGCUGCUGAGGAAUGAAGCCAUCAUUCCCCCGGCUCACCUCACCCUCUCUCACUCGUGUGUCGCAGCACACCAGUUGAAGACGCUGCAAUAUGGGACAGUUCAUCUGCUCCUCAAAGUCGGGGCCCCAGGUCCUCCACAGAGUCCUUCACUGACAGAGGUUUAUCACCAUCUCACGUCAGUCAAACACGCUUCAAGAAGACGCUCAUCAUUGCUGAAGCUUCUGCUAUGACGAGACUUCAUGUGCGCUUUCACUUGUAAGACGGGACGGGACGGGACGGGACG
Messenger RNA from Synchiropus splendidus (mandarinfish), 5106 nucleotides. RefSeq names its product NLR family CARD domain-containing protein 3-like. Bases 219 to 3236 code for a protein of 1005 amino acids. The transcript has 11 exons. Gene Ontology annotation, molecular function: protein binding. NCBI's taxonomy places the organism in Eukaryota, Metazoa, Chordata, Actinopteri, Syngnathiformes, Callionymidae. The record is from RefSeq and is a predicted model, not a curated record.